AUGUCCUCCGCCGACACCGCCCCAAUAUCCCCCACCCGCUUCGCCGCCGCCCUCAAAGACCUCUCCCUGCCCACCCUGCACCUCAAGGUCCUCGAGAUCCGCAACUCCAUCCUGCACCUGCAGUACUCCAACGCGCAGCUCAAGCCCUUCGCCGAAGGGCUCGCGACAACCCUCGACGCCGCCACCGACGCCGCCGCCGGCCGCCCGGACCCGGACUGCGUCGAGGCCAUCCGCGAGAACGAGGCCGUCAUCGCCCGCAUGGAGGAGCGCGUCGCCAUCAUCCGCGCAGAGGUCGAGGAGCGCGGGCACAGCUGGAACGAGUUCCGCAGCAAGGAGGAGGUCGAGGCCGAGGGGGACAAGGCGGAAGGCACUAAUGGAACGGGUGUGAAUGGGACCGUGACUGCUGCGACGACGACGAAUGGAUUGGCUGCUGCGCGGGAGGAGGAGGAGAGGACUGCAAACGGCGCGGGUGCUGCUGCUGCGCCGAGCGCGCACCCUGCGUGGUUGGACGGCACUUUUCAGACGGGCACGAUACGCAACGGGGAGAUCCAGCUGGAUACCCAGCCGGGGCAGCGAGCGAAUGGGACCGGCGGCCGGCUGACGGACGAGGAGCUUCGUCGGGCGAUGGAGGAGCAGAUGAGAGGCCUUGGUCAGGAUGAUGAUGAGGAUGGCGGCAUGCACUUGUAG
Colletotrichum chrysophilum is the source of this 687-nucleotide messenger RNA. RefSeq lists its product as uncharacterized. Gene Ontology annotation, biological process: proteasome regulatory particle assembly. The coding region runs from base 1 to 687 and encodes 228 amino acids. NCBI's taxonomy places the organism in Eukaryota, Fungi, Ascomycota, Sordariomycetes, Glomerellales, Glomerellaceae. Gene Ontology annotation, molecular function: protein-macromolecule adaptor activity. The record is from RefSeq and is a predicted model, not a curated record. The transcript has a single exon.